Messenger RNA from Cajanus cajan (pigeon pea), 5470 nucleotides. RefSeq lists its product as uncharacterized. The record is from RefSeq and is a predicted model, not a curated record. Lineage: Eukaryota; Viridiplantae; Streptophyta; Magnoliopsida; Fabales; Fabaceae.
UUUUCUCUGUGCUUCCUUUUUUCUUUGCCUAUCUCACAAGAUUCUAUUAUCACCCUCACAACAGGCUCAGUUUGCCAAUAAAUUUUUGCAUUACAAAAAUCAAAACCAAAAAACAAAAAGAAAAACCCCUUAAAUUCACAUUGACAACACUCUCCUUCCUCUCAACGCCGAACCCCUUUUGUAGCCUACUUCUUCAAUCCCUAAUUUUCAUUUCAUAUUUCACACACAACAACCACCCCUCGUUUUGCACCCUUUUCUCUAUCUGCACCAAGACCUGUUUUUGAUCGCACCCCCCAGCUUCUCUCACCCCUAAUUUUUUAUGCCCACCAUUUCUCUUUUUGCCCACUUCGCUAUUGAUUCGCCCCCACACUUCAACUGUGUUCGGAUUCACCCUUUUCCAUUAGGGUUUUAAUCAUCUCAACUCUCCUCUUAUUACAACCAACCAACUUUUUCAUUUCUGGAUUCAUUUGGGUGUCUUGCAAAAUCUGGGCUUUCUAACUUUUGGGGAUUCGUUUGGUAGUUGCCGGGGCUCUUUGAAAUUGAGGGUUUUCAUCUUUUUGUGCUGUUUUUGGGUAAUACCCUGAAUUGGUUUAGUGGAAUUUUACAGCUUUUUUUUUUUUCAAUUUAAUUUUUUUUUUGAAGUGGGGGAGGGAAUAAAGUCCUUUCCUGGUUUGUUUGUGCAAGGGGAAAUUUUUCCCUUCUAAAGUUUGAGUGAGAAAACUAAGAUAAUAGCUACUGCUGCAAGCUUUUUUGUGUGUUUGGGAGUUUGAAUAUUGGUUGUUGGAGUUAUCUAGAAGGAGCUUUGGUGGUGGUGGUGUGCUGGUUUGGGUUGGUAGGUUUAGUUGGGAGUGUUGAAACAUAGGCUUGCAUGGGCGAACAUGAGGGGUGGGCACAGCCACCUAGUGGGCUAUUGCCAAAUGGUUUGUUGCCCAAUGAAGCUGCCUCUGUGAUACAGGUGCUUGACUCAGAGCGGUGGAUGAAAGCUGAGCAAAGGACUGCAGAGCUGAUUGCCUGCAUCCAGCCUAAUCCGCCCUCUGAGGAGCGCCGGAAUGCAGUUGCCGACUAUGUCCAACGGCUGAUCACGAAGUGCUUCCCUUGCCAGGUGUUCACCUUUGGAUCUGUACCCCUCAAAACAUAUUUGCCUGAUGGAGAUAUUGACUUAACAGCAUUCAGUAAGAAUCAAAAUCUGAAGGAUACAUGGGCACAUCAGGUUCGUGACAUGCUGGAAAAUGAGGAGAAGAAUGAGAAUGCCGAGUUUCAUGUCAAGGAGGUUCAGUACAUCCAGGCUGAAGUGAAGAUUAUAAAGUGUCUCGUUGAGAAUAUUGUAGUAGACAUUUCAUUUAACCAGCUUGGAGGGUUGUGCACCCUUUGUUUUCUUGAGGAGGUUGAUAAUCUGAUUAACCAAAAUCAUUUAUUCAAGCGUAGCAUUAUCCUUAUAAAAGCUUGGUGUUACUACGAGAGCCGAAUACUUGGUGCCCACCAUGGACUUAUCUCAACUUAUGCCUUAGAAACCUUGGUUCUUUACAUUUUUCAUGUUUUCAACAAUUCUUUUGCUGGACCACUUGAGGUAUUGUAUCGAUUUUUGGAGUUUUUUAGUAAGUUUGACUGGGAUAAUUUCUGUGUAAGUCUAUGGGGUCCAGUACCUAUUAGUUCUCUCCCAGAUGUGACAGCUGAACCUCCUCGAAAAGAUGGUGGAGAUUUACUGCUGAGCAAGUUAUUUCUCGAUGCCUGUAGCUCAGUUUAUGCUGUUUUCCCUGGUGGCCAAGAAAAUCAGGGGCAACCCUUUGUCUCCAAGCAUUUCAAUGUUAUUGAUCCUUUGCGUGUCAACAAUAACCUUGGCCGUAGUGUCAGCAAAGGGAAUUUCUUUAGGAUACGCAGUGCCUUUGCAUUUGGAGCAAAAAAGCUGGCUAGGUUACUUGAUUGUCCAGAGGAGGAAUUGUUUUCUGAGGUCAAUCAGUUCUUUUUUAACACUUGGGACAGACAUGGAAGUGGGGAAAGGCCUGAUGUUCCAAGCAUUGAUUUACAGCGUUUGAGUUUAUACAGUCAUGAUCAAUUACAGCGGUCUGAGAAUCUCCGGAACAAUAACCAUAAAAUUGAUAAUGCUUCCAAUCAUGAACCUAAUGAAGGGGAACAUGUUUCACAAAGUGGUCUAUCUCAGUAUAGUAAUUUAUCAUCUGAAAAGUUAUCUAGAAGUGUUGUUUCUACAGUGUCACAUACUCAGUAUCCAAAGAGUUAUGGAAGCCAAAAUAAUUCAAGGACCUUUGAUCAAGUCCAAAGGGAAACUAAUUCCAAUCAAGGUGCUCAUGUUGAUAAGGGUCAGAGAAAUGUUAAAGCUGAUAACCUACUGAGUGAUGUUCAAGGAAGGUUUCUAUUUGCCAGGACACGAUCUAGCCCUGAGCUGACUGACUCAUAUGGUGAUGUUUCUUCCCAAGGAAGGCGUACAAAAGCAACAGAAAGUAAUAAAGGCCAGAGUUCCUUUGCAAAUUUGGAGAAUAAUCGUAGGAAGAAUGUUGAGCUUGAUGUAGCUGCAAGAACCGAUGAGUCAUCUGCUAGGCACAUCUCAUCUCGUCAAGUUCUUGAAAAUGCUGCUGAUUCCAAUAGUAAUCAUGAUGAAUCAGGCGCAGGUGUCAUCAGUGAAGAGUUUGCAUCUGUUGCUGGUGCUGGUGGAAUGCAGAUGAUGCAUCAAGAGGAGCAGGACCUUGUGAAUAUGAUGACAUCUCCCACAGCUCAGGGUUUCAGUGGUCAGACUCAUCUUCCAAUGAAUAUUGCACCAGGUCACCUACCAUUUCCCUUUCCACCUUCCAUUCUUGCAUCAAUGGGAUAUGGUCAGAGAAAUAUUCCCUUCAUUGAGGCUCCUUGGGGUACUAAUAUGCAAUUUUCUCAAGGUUUCUUCCCUUCACCGUUAACUUCAUAUUUCCCUGGUGUAGGAAUGACCUCAAACCCUCAAGAUUUACUUGAAACUAACAAUGAGAAUUUCAGUUCGGUUGAGAUGAACUUAACAGAAGCUGAUAAUGAUUACUGGCAUGAACAGGAAAGGGGUUCUGCUAGUGAGGCUGAAGUUGACAACGGGAAUUUUGAAAUGCUUCCAGAGGAUAGGCAACAGUCUACUUCAGGUAGUUAUAACUCUGCCCCGUUGUCUCGGGUAGGCAGCACCAACAGCAACAGUUCUGCAAGAGUUCAACAGAAGUUUGCUAGAGAAAACCGGGGGUCAACAAGAGAUGAGCAUAUCGAUAAUUUUCAUUAUCAAGAUAACCGAAGAAAUGAGGUUUACUUUGAUGAUAGAACAGCGAAUUCUGAGUUGUCUAGUGCACCUCCUUCGAGCUCCUUCAGGAGUAGGACCUCUUCUGAAAGCUCUUGGGAUGGGUCGUCAGCCAAAUCUUCAAAAUCAACAAGGGAGAGAAGGGGGAGAAAAAAUACUCCGACAAUGCCAUCUCCUGUUUAUGCUAAGGGUAAGAAUGUUUCAGAAAUUUCAUCUAAUCGAGUAGAUGAUGAGAACAGAGAUUGGACUCCUUUGUCGACUAUGGCAUCUGAUGUGUCAGAAAAAAGCACUUGGUCCACAUCUGGUACUUCCAUGAAUGUUCAAAGGAAUCAAAUAUCUGGUUUAGAAACUGCUCAGACAAGUGGAUCAGAUUCUCCAUUACCCAUAGCUCCAGUGCUUUUAGGUCCUGGUUCUCGCCAAAGAGGAAUCGAUAAUUCUGGGGUUGUACCAUUUACAUUCUAUCCUACAGGGCCACCUGUUCCCUUUGUUACAAUGCUUCCUUUAUAUAAUUUUCCAACUGAAUCUUCUGACACUGCAACAAAUAACUUCAAUGUGGAAGAAGGGGCAGAUAACAGUGAUUCAAGUCAGAAUUUUGAUUCAUCUGAGGGAUAUGAACACCCUGAGGUGUCAAACUCAAGCCCUUCCAAUUCUGUGACAAGGGUGGCUAGUCAGUCAUCAGAGCACAAGCCUGACAUUCUUAAUAGUGACUUUGUUAGCCACUGGCAAAAUUUGCAAUAUGGUCGAUUUUGUCAAAACUCACGUGGUCCACCUUCAAUGAUCUAUCCUUCACCUGUUAUGGUGCCUCCUGUUUAUUUGCAGGGUCGAUAUCCUUGGGAUGGUCCUGGAAGACCUCUUUCUGGUAACAUGAAUAUUUUCAGUCAGCUUAUGAGCUAUGGGCCUAGACUGGUUCCAGUUGCUCCUCUUCAAUCAGUUUCUAAUAGACCCACUAAUAUCUAUCAACGUUACGUAGAUGAUAUGCCACGGUAUCGAAGUGGGACGGGAACCUACCUUCCAAAUCCGAAGGUUUCUGUUCGGGAUCGCCAUUCCACAAAUAGCAGAAGGGGGAAUUACAACUAUGAUAGAAAUGACCAUCACGGUGACAGAGAAGGAAAUUGGAAUACGAACUCAAAGUUGCGAGGAACCGGGCGUGGGCAUAAUCGCAACCAAACAGAGAAGCCCAGCUCAAAGCCAGAGCGAUUGUCAACAAGCGAGAGCCGUGCUGAGAGACCAUGGGGUUCACAUAGGCAUGACUCAUUCAUUCCUCACCAGAAUGGUCCAGUCCGCUCGAAUUCCUCGCAUAGUAAUCCUUCCAACGUAGCUUAUGGAAUGUACCCUAUACCGACAAUGAACCCAGGCGGGGUUUCGUCAAAUGGACCAACAAUGCCAUCUGUUGUAAUGUUCUAUCCUUAUGAUCAUAAUACUGGCUUCAGUUCACCAUCGGAACCGCUUGAGUUUGGGUCUUUGGGACCAAUGGGUUUCUCAGGUGUCAAUGAUCUGUCACAGGCAAAUGAUGGAAAUCAAUCUAGUGGAGCAUUUGAAGAGCAAAGGUUUCGUGGUGGUCACACCCAACGAUCUUCGCCAGAUCAACCCUCCUCACCUCAUGUCUCAAGGGGCCCCUGAUUCUACUGUGAGAUCAGUGGCCAGGAGGAAUUAACAGUUGAAAGAGGAGGUUGUUCCUCCUUUUUCAUAGCAGGACACGGCAGGGCAUGUAACUGGGGAAUACUAUCUGUCCAUUUCAUGGCAUUAUUGUUCUCAAACAGAAAGAAUGCAAGUCCCUUGUUUAUGCCCCAGGCUCUUGCAUGUACACUUACAGUUGAUUGACCAACUUUGGUUAAGUUUGUCCCAUCCAAGACCAUGUUUGAGGAUGAAUGAAGAUAAUGAUGACAAAGAGGAUGCACGACUCUCCUCCCAAUCUACCUAAACUAAACAAAAAAGGGAUGGAAGACUUGGUGAUCAGAUUUUCAUUCAAAAGUUUAGACACAUUUGUAACCCAACCAAAGUAGAAAACUGGCUUAGGUUCAGAGUUUAGAAAAUUUACCAUGUUAUAGAUUUGUCAGCUUCUCUUUUAUACAAUGUAGUUGGGUACUUGUUUUAGAACAUGCACAAGAUCUCUGCUCAACUUUUGAACAUCGUUAUAGCUUAGCAAUAAAAUUGUCGUGAGAUAAUAUUUAGAUGUCAAAUCAUCUAUAAAAGGAUAAAUGAUUAUAAGGA